Solea solea (common sole) is the source of this 2110-nucleotide messenger RNA. Its product is annotated as peroxisomal N(1)-acetyl-spermine/spermidine oxidase-like. Gene Ontology annotation, molecular function: polyamine oxidase activity. The record is from RefSeq and is a predicted model, not a curated record. Bases 29 to 1531 code for a protein of 500 amino acids. The transcript has 10 exons. NCBI's taxonomy places the organism in Eukaryota, Metazoa, Chordata, Actinopteri, Pleuronectiformes, Soleidae.
UCUAGUCUUUAGUUGUGUCCAGUCAACUAUGGCUGUGAGUGCAGACCCAAAGAUUGUUAUAGUGGGAUGCGGGAUAUCAGGUAUAAUAGCAGCACACAGGCUCAUCAAUGCUGGAUUUCAUCAUGUGCGGAUACUUGAAGCGUCUGUGAGAAGUGGAGGAAGAAUAAAGACAGGAAGACUGGGUAAUUACAUUACAGACAUUGGUGCAGGUUAUAUCCAUGGUCCAUCUGAGGAGAACCCAGUGUUUUGCUUGGCUCGUGACUAUGGCCUCCUGGAUCCAGAGGCCCUCACUCAGGAGAGCCAGACCAUGGUUGUGAAUGAAGACCCUCCACGCGCACUCAACUGGUUCAGCAGCUCAGGUCAGAAGCUGAGUGCUAAACACAUGAGUCCUGCUGUGGAGAUGUUUGGUGAACUAAAGAGUGACAUGUCCCAAAUGAAGACUCAGGAAGGAGCAGAAGAAAGCCAGUGGGUCAGCGAGGGGCAUUUCAUACGAUCAGAGGCACUUCUGCGAGCAGGUGAGAGGUGGAAGGAUAAAACCACCAGGGAGCUGCUGCUGUGUGCCAUCAGUACAUUGUUGAAGAAAGAGUGCUGUGAACAAGGGACUCAUACCAUGGAUGAUGUAGACCUGGCAGGAUUUACUAUGUUCAAGUAUCUACCUGGACUUGACUGCACAUUGCCAAGUGGUUUUGAAGGCCUCAUCGAGAACUUGAUGUCUGAGCUCCCCAGUGGCGUUGUGUCUUACAAUCGUCCUGUGACCUGUGUCCACUGGAACAACAUGAGCAGCGAAGCAAACACAGUGAAGGUCGAGUGUGACGAUGGGGAAAUGAUAGCUGCUGAUCAUGUUAUCGUCACCGUACCCCUAGGAUACCUUAAGAGACACCAUUCAACCCUGUUCUCUCCUCCUCUGCCGCCUCACAAGCUGAAGUCCAUCGGGAAAGUAGGAUUUGGAACAUGCAACAAAAUGUAUGUGGAAUUUGAAUCACCGUGGUGGGAUAGUCACUGUGAGGUCAUCUACCUGCUGUGGAAAGAUGAGUGGGAUCUUUCGGUCCAGAAGUCUGAUAUUAGCAAAUCAUGGAUGCGAAAGAUCGGCGGGUUCAUCGUGCUCCCACCCUCUGAAAGGAAUAGUCACAUUCUCUGUGGCUGGAUUGCUGGGCAUGAGGCAGAGUAUAUGGAGACACUGACGGAGCGGGAGGUUAGACGUUCCAUCACUGAGCUUGUCUGUACAUUCACAGGAAACCCUGCUAUCUCACCGAAGAGAAUCUUGCGUACCCAGUGGUUUCAUGAGCCAUGGACUUGUGGGUCUUACAGUUAUCCAAAAAUAGGAUGUUCAACACAGGACAGGGAGAACAUAAUGGAGCCCCUGCCAGGGAAGGGAUCACAGUCGCAGCCCCUGCAGGUGUUGUUUGCUGGAGAAGCGACUCAUCCCUCCCACUAUGGCACUGUCCAUGGAGCUGUCUUCAGUGGGUGGAGAGAAGCUGAUCAGCUCAUCUCUCACUACUCCCCCAUCGCUCAAACAAAUCAAAACACGUAAAGAUGGUCCUACUGCUAGGUGCUUAAAAUAUGGUGUAUUUAAAAGACCUGGAGGUACUUGUGUAAAAUGUGUUUUUUUUUUUUUAUCCAUCCAUCUUCUACCUCUUUAUCCUCCACAUGAGGGAGGUGCUGUGUGAAUCUCAGCUGACUUAGGGUGAAAGGUGGUGUACACCCUGGUUGUCAGUCCAUCCCAGGGACACUUAUAGAGACAAACAAACAUCCACUCUCACACUCACUCAUGGUGUCCAAUUUGCCUAAUCCCCAAAUCUGCAUGUUUUGGACUGUGGGAGGACACAAUUCAAUACAAAUCCAUAGAAUUCCAUGUUCAUAGAGUUGACAAAGAUCUCUGAAUUGGUGUCUUUAUAUUCUAAAUCCGUGGAAUAAAUUGCUGUGCACAUAACAAGAAAUGUAUCACUUUAUUAUUAAUUAUUCAAUUAAUUAAAGAUUAUACUUAAAACAAAACAGUAAUAAUGUUCCAAUUAUGAAGCAAAGCAACACUGAGUGAUUUGAUGAGGUGUAUGCACAGCAGGUCAUAGCAAUUCACUGUUGGAAGGAACUUGAAGAAAACAUUUAAAGAUUU